This is a messenger RNA of Rotaria sp. Silwood2, 921 nucleotides long. The record is from the annotation of a GenBank genome assembly. NCBI's taxonomy places the organism in Eukaryota, Metazoa, Rotifera, Eurotatoria, Philodinida, Philodinidae.
AUGGGUCAAAAAUCUACUCAUCUAGAUAAUAACAUACAAGAAGAAGAAUUCUCGAUUCCAUUAUGGAAAUAUAAUAGAGAAAAAAAAAGAUGGUCACAAAAACAACUUGAUCAAAAUAAUUCAACAAUACAUUUGGAGAAAUUUCGUGUUGUUACAUAUAAUGUUUGGUUUUCCGGUGAAUAUCAAUCGAUGCGUUUUAAAAGUCUCUGUGAUAUAUUAAACAAAUCUCAAGCUCAAAUAAUUGGUUUACAAGAAAUGACAAAAAAAAAUCUUCAACAACUUUCAGCUCAAUCAUUUAUUCAAGAACGAUAUUAUUUAUCUGAUGUCGAUGGUCGUACAUUCAAUACUUGGUAUGGCGUUGUUUUAUUAAUUGAUAUUCGACUUCAUAUUUCUGAUAUUAAUUUGAUUGAUUUUCCUCAAUCAACAAUGGGUCGUCGUUUAAUACUUGCAGAAAUAAAAUUAGAUCAAGACGAAACUGUUCGUAUUGGUACUGUUCAUUUAGAAUCUGUGAAUAAUAAAGAACAACGAUCAUGUCAAUUAGAUAUAUGUCAAACAGAAUUUCAUCAUUCUCCAGGUAGUUACAUUUUAAUGGGAGAUUUUAAUUUUAAUGCAAAUGGUCAAGAAAAUCUCGAUCAAUUUAAUAGAUUACCAGAUUGGAUUGAUGUUUGGACUUAUUUAAUGGGUUCUGAUAAUCAUGGCUACACUUUUGAUACAGCAACAAAUUUAAUGACAAAAUUUCAUUGUGGAACAUCAAAUCAAUCAAGAUAUGAUCGAAUUAUUUGCUCAAGUCAAACAAUUAUUCCUACUGAUAUUCAAAUUAUAGGAAAUCAAAGUAUCGGUAAUCAAAAACACUUACCUGUGUUUCCAUCAGAUCAUUUUGGUUUGACAGGAGUGUUUGAAAAGAAAAAAAUAAACAUGUGA